AGAAAAGAAAAGAAAGAUUUUAAACCAUGGACUGUAAAUAGAAAACCAAAAAUCUUUCUCUACAGCCAAUGCUUUAAACACAGUGUUUCCAAGGGGAAUCAGGAAAAACUGAUACAAAUCAAUGACAGUGUCAUUGUAAACAAACUUAGUCAUCAAUUAAUGUAAUCAAAUAAUAUGAGAUAAAUCAAUCUGAUACGUUUUGUUUUAUCUUUUGGGAAUGCAAAGUUAAUAUUCCUGCUAGAAAUUGAUGAUAUGAUCCGAAACUUAGAGAUUUAAUAAGAAAGCGGAACAAAAUGUUUACUCUCCUCCACUGUCGGACCUUUAUCGUGGGACACCAGACGGAAGUGGUUUAUUUCUUAAAGUCCGGUAGUAGUGUGGUGUGGUUGUGGACUCAACUGGAAGAUCAGAUAAAUGUUUGAGCUGUUAAAGUAACAAUGUCUUCAUCUGAGAGUUUGAGAGAGUUGAUCAUCGAGCGACUAACUGCUGCUGCCGAAGAAAUAUUCGGACUCUUUGAAAGAACUGUCGUCCAGUACGAGCAAGAGAUCGAUCGUCAGCGCAGACUGCUGGAUAUCACCUGGAAACCUGACAUAGAGUUACACAGAAUAGACAUCCCACAGCAACAUGACCGCACAGAGGAGGAUGUUCUCACUGACCAGCAGCUUUGUACCCGGGAGAGGAACUCCAGUCUGGAGCUGGAGGAACCAGAACCCCCACAGAUUAAAGAGGAACAGGAGGAACCAGAACCCCCACAGAUUAAAGAGGAACAGGAGGAACCAGAACUUCCGCAGGUGAAAGAGGAACAGGAGGAACCAGAACUUCCACAGGUGAAAGAGCAACAAGAAGAACCCUGUACCAGUCCACAGGAAGAGCAUCUUGUUCUGAGCCAGGAGGCUGAUUCCUUGAUUGAGACCCCUAACAAUGAGGAAUCAAACAGUGACCAGCUCCUCUCUCAUAACUCUCAUGUAGCUGAGAGCCCAGAUCAGGGAGGAAUCGAGCAUGUAGACUCAGAAUCAACUCCAGAUGAAGAGCGGAAUCCAAAGAAGAAACGUCACAGAGACACAAUUCACAAUAAGCUUGUAGACAACUGUCCCAUGUCAGAGAGUCAGUGUGACACUGACACGGGUAGAAAGUCUGUUACAGGUGAUGUCUUUGGAAAAGUCUUUACAAAUAAAUCCAAUAUGAAGAGACAUUACAAAAGCCACACAAGUGGGAAACCGUAUUGUUGCAGAACUUGCGGGAAGAGUUUCGGUUCUAGUAGUAGUUUAACUGUCCACUUGAGGAUUCACACAAAUGAGAAGCCAUAUUCUUGUGAAACCUGUGGUAAAUCCUUCACGCAAAAUUCUAAUUUAGUUGUCCACAUGAGGACUCACACAGGUGAGAAACCGUAUUGUUGUGAGUCGUGUGGUAAAACCUUCAAAACAAAAUCUGAAAUAAAUAUCCACAUGAAGUCUCACACAGGUGAGAAGCCAUAUUCUUGUGAAACAUGUGGUAAAACCUUCAGGCAAAACUCUAGUUUAGUUGCCCAUUUGAGGACUCACACAGGUGAGAAACCAUACUCUUGUGAAAUGUGUGGUAAAACCUUCAAGCAAAGCUCUUGUUUAAUUGUCCACUUGAGGACUCACACCGGUGAGAAACCAUACUCUUGUGAAAUGUGUGGAAAAACCUUCAGUCGAAGAUCUAAUAUAAAUGUCCACGUGAGGACUCACACAGGCGAGAAGCCGUAUUCUUGUGAAACAUGUGGGAAAACCUUCAGACAAAGAUCGGAAUUAAUUGACCAUGUGAGGACUCACACAGGUGAGAAGCCUUAUUCUUGUGAAAUGUGUGGUGAAUCCUUCAGACAAAGAUAUGGUUUAAUUGCCCACUUGAAGACUCACAAACUUGAGGGGUCAUCUUCCUGAAAAGCCUGUGGAAAACCCUCUGGGAAGCCGAGCUUGUGGAAAAAAAGCAUGUUGGAAUUUGUUCAGUUUGAAUGUUGAGGCAGACAUAUGAUUCUAAGGAAGGAGACAUCUCCCUCUGCCUGGGACGACCAUCUAACUGACACUUGAGUUUACAACAGGACUUGGAGAGGAUCACUUUAUGCUUUAUGAUCACCUUUGAUUGUUAAUCUAAAGAUUGUGCAGGAGCCACAGGACAAGGAGAAGAUAAGACAACUAGGCUGUGUUUGACAUGCACCAUCUUCCUCUCUGUCCUCUCAACUUGAGAUAAACCAUCCAGAUGUUAAUCAAUGAUUAGGGUCGCAUUACUGCACUGACUUGACUCUAGUUACUUUUAAGAUCAACUUGUGCAAUAGCUGAUUAGGUAACGAGUAACUUAAUAGUUUAAAUGGCUUUUAACACAAAUAAUUGUCUACAUCGGUUGUUUUCUUGUGUUUGGAUUGAAAUUUAGAUUUCACAGAGUGAUUGUGAUAGGCUUUCUCAGUAAAUGCAUAUUAUGUCAUAUGUAUCUUCUCUGCUCUAUGUUUCUAUUGACCAAAAUAGUUUUAAUCUUUUUGCUUGUUUUGUUUGAGCUUUAUUUAAACAGAGGAAGUCAUUUACUAUCAGAGCAACAAGGAAAACGGUUUCCCUCUGAAUAUAUAAUAAGAAAUUUCACUAAAUAAAAAAAUGCAGGCUA
Mugil cephalus (flathead mullet) is the source of this 2610-nucleotide messenger RNA. RefSeq names its product zinc finger and SCAN domain-containing protein 2-like. Gene Ontology annotation, molecular function: chromatin insulator sequence binding. The transcript has 2 exons. NCBI's taxonomy places the organism in Eukaryota, Metazoa, Chordata, Actinopteri, Mugiliformes, Mugilidae. Bases 435 to 1898 code for a protein of 487 amino acids. The record is from RefSeq and is a predicted model, not a curated record. Gene Ontology annotation, biological process: regulation of transcription by RNA polymerase II. Gene Ontology annotation, cellular component: chromosome.